AACAAACCUUAUCAGCGCAUCUGGCCUUAUUUAUAAAGUGUUUGAGAUAAUUCUAUUCAGAUAGCAAAUAUCGAUGCUACGAGCAAAGAAUUAAGUUUCUAUCAAGGUGAUAUAAAAUAGUUCAAGUACUCUGCAAGUACCAUGCGUUUGCUACUUCUCAUAACAGUACUGUGGAAAUUCCCUUUUUAUAGAGCCCUGACGUGUUUAAAAUGCGACGACGUUGUGCAGCCACGCCACUGCACAACGGUCAUGACCUGUCCAGAUACUGACGUGUGCUUUGUUGAAAGAAGAAUUAAUUCGUUUGGUGAAGAAGGCUACGCUCUUGGUUGUAUGCGAGAUCAUGUGUGCAGAAAUAUAACAUCAAUAUCGUCGACAAGUCGCUGCGCACAUUGUUGCAUUAAAGAUCUGUGUAACCAGGAAGGUUGUGGCGAACCAGGUUAUCCUGAUUCUCGGGGUCCCGUAUGUUACAACUGUUUAGACGCAGUACCCGAAGGUCGGUGUCAUCAAAUUGAAAUAUGUCGACAAGGCGAGAUAUGCGGCGUCAAUGGCAAAGGCAUGUUUGGAACAACUGUGUUUGCAUCGAAAUGCAUUCAACAAGAAAGCUGUGGCGCGCACCAUGGAAUAGACAUAAUUGGAAAACGUGGUCAGAUGUCAACGAUACGAGCAUACGACGUUCACGACUGCUUUCAGUGUUGUUAUGCGGACCUUUGUAACAGGAACUGCAAUAACAACGAUUACAUAACUUAUGCACAUAGUUCAGCAAAAGACUGUUCCGAGUUGUUGGUUCAUGACGCGAGGCUAAGAAGUGGCGUGUACACCAUCAAUACUCCUCUCACUCACACACAGGUACAUGUGUACUGUGACAUGGACACUGAUGGAGGAGGCUGGACGAUAUUUCAAAGACGUUUCAACGGAAGUGUUGAUUUUUACCGAAACUUUAGUGACUAUGAAAACGGAUUCGGCAAUGUGGCUGGUGAAUAUUGGCUAGGACUUAAAUACAUCUACGAAAUAACAUCAAACGGUUCCUUUCAACUUCGCGUGAACAUAACACAUGGUGAUGGAAGUACAGGUUAUGAUGUAUACAGCAAUUUCAGUCUUCAACACGGAACAAACUAUACACUUAAUCUUGGAGAAAGUGUAAAGUCACAAGGCGUUGAUUCGAGUUACACAUUCUUCACAAGCUCGGCACCUGUUGGAAAUGCCUUCAGUACGUAUGAUCAUGAUGUUGACAACUAUGCGACCAAUUGUGCCGAAAAGUACAAAGGUGGCUGGUGGUAUAAUGCGUGCUUCACAAACAUAAACCUUAAUGGCUUGUACAAACCUGGAAGCGAUGAUCGUACGGUUAUGAGAUAUGACAUGACGAUUGGACUUACUUCGAGCACGAUUAUGUUUAAAGACACGGUCCAGAAAGCAUGAUCCGGGUACAAGAAUCCGUGAUUUUUACUAUAAGAAAGUCAACUUAUUUUAAAAUAUUUGAUUUACUGCCAGCGGCUUUCCUUGUUGUAGUCAUAAAUAAAAUCCAACACGAA
Molecule: messenger RNA, 1529 nt
Organism: Dreissena polymorpha
Lineage: Eukaryota; Metazoa; Mollusca; Bivalvia; Myida; Dreissenidae
Exons: 11
Coding region: 142-1416 (424 amino acids)
Source: RefSeq, a predicted model, not a curated record